Danio rerio (zebrafish) is the source of this 2655-nucleotide messenger RNA. RefSeq names its product TGF-beta activated kinase 1 (MAP3K7) binding protein 3 (gene tab3). Lineage: Eukaryota; Metazoa; Chordata; Actinopteri; Cypriniformes; Danionidae. The record is from RefSeq and is marked provisional. Gene Ontology annotation, molecular function: ubiquitin binding.
CAAUUUUGUUGCGACUGUACUAGCCGACGUGUUCCCCGUAGAAACCCGGUGAAUUGUUGUCAUUUCCGAUCACUUCACCCGUCCGGUGACACACCCCCUGUGAAAAGCCUUGCUUGGACGGUCAAUGGCCGUGAGGCUCCGGCACACGGGGAUGAGAGGAGAGCAGGUGCUGCGCUCCUGGCUGCGGACUCAUUGACUCUCUCUUUGGGCUCAUGAUGGCGCAGGGAGGGCCUCAGUUGGACUAUCAAAUACUGCAGGACCUCAGGCAGCGCUUCCCAGAGAUUCCAGAGACAGUAGUUUCUCAGUACCUUCUUCAGAACAACAAUAAUGCAGACCUCUGCUACCACCUGCUGGCUCAGGAGAGUAAUCGAUACCUGUAUGAGGAGUACCACAGUCCAGAUGACUUGCACUUAAACCGGAACCACAUGCUGCGUAUCAGUGUAGGCUACCCUGUUCCUGAUGGGGUCAAAAAUAUUCCUGGUGGCCGAGCUUUGGUCCACAGUUCCAGCGACGGGCAUAUCGAGCAUCCUCGAAGUGGCUUCCCCGAGCCUCUCUCUGCUCCCGCUACUGUGGCUCCAUCACCCGGAUAUAACCCCUUCUUUAAAACUGAUCAAUCACGAUCAAACAUCCCCACGCCUCCACCUAGCAUUCCAGGCAUGUCGCCCACUUACCACCCAGUCUCACGUUACAUGACUCCUAUAACAGUGACCCUCUCCCAAAACAUGCCUUCUGCCCCACAAGCUCUGCAAAUCCCACCUGGUACCUAUUGUACCAGCGGGAACACUGUGUACAUGCGUCCAUCACCGUCUCAAAGUCCUCAACCCACUCCCUGGUCCACAUCUGGAACAUCCAUGUACCAGCAGUCUCCUUACGCCACCCCAACGUACCAGUCCCCCUACAGCUCUCCCCAACAUCAGGUCCAGCAGCCGCCACAGGUGUUUCUACCCAUAAGCCCUCCCACCCUUCCGGGGCUGUCCUACCAGCAAACCCCUGUGUCCCAGAGGCCUUUUAUAUCCUCCAAAGGCCCCAUGAAGAACCAGAUAGAGAUCACAUUGGAGGGACAGCGACCAAGGAGCAAUUCCCCAGUACACACUCCACAGGGAGCACUCUAUAUGGCCACCAGCCCUUCCCCGAGCUCCCCAUCGCGGGCCAUCAGUAUGGCAGGACCUCCAGGGGCCUCCAUUCAUCAAGGAAUGUAUGCCCACCAGGCUGUGGCGAGACCCCGGCCUACAUCCUCUCCUCAGCCUGCCCCCUCCGCCUUCAUUAAGAUCAAAGUUUCGCCGAGGCAGGUGCAGGGUUCAUCAAAUUCUCCACCGGUAGAGACAGAAUCACUUCUUAACAUAGUGGACCAGGGCGAGCGGCAUGGUGCCCCUCCUCCGAUCCUGCCCAUCUCUGCGCUGCCGGGGAGCAUCGCCAACCAGAUCAACUGCAUGCCUAGACGGUCCAGCUCCGGCUCGGAUGACUAUGCAUAUACUCAAGCGCUACUCUUGCACCAGCGUGCUCGGAUGGAGCGUCUGAUGAAAGAACUCAUGCUGGAGCGCCAGAAACUGGAUCAGUUGAAGGCGGAAGUGAAUGAAAUGGAAUUCGACGCCCUGCAGAGACGCUUCAGACGGGUGAACAGCACCAGCCUGAUCCCUCGGCCCGAGGAGAUGACCAAAAUUCGGUCACAAAACAGACAGCUUCAGAUUGACAUUGAUUGCACCUUGAAGGAGACGGACCUGCUGCAGUCCAGAGGCAAGUUUGACUUGAGAACCAUGAACAACUUUUAUGAUAAUAUUCAGCCUGGUCCUGUUGUACCUCCGAGAGCUAAACCUACGGCUGUGCAACGAGACGAGGAUUUCGAAGGCGCUCAAUGGAACUGUGAAAGCUGCACUUUUCUUAACCACCCUGCUCUGCACCGCUGUGAACAAUGCGAGAUGCCGCGCAACACUUGAGCUUCACCACAACUCUUUCCCACCGGCCAUGAACCUCAUUCUUCCUAAUUUUCUGUUCCAUCAUGAAACAUUCAGUUCCCUCCUAUCAACCAACGAUUCGGUUCCCUUGUGCCCUCAGCUUCACCCAGCAAUAACUGAGCCGUACCACACAGAACAAAUAAAUAUUAUCCAAUCGGACUCACCCUGUGUUACCUCUUGAGGAGCUUCCUGCACUUGUAUUUACUUUUUUCUACUGAAAGAUGCUUUAAAAGUGGAAGGAGGGUGACUUGACUUCACACAAACAAGUAAAAGGGAUUGAUUGAUUGAUUGAUCGAUUGGUUGAAGUGGACCGAGAAGCUGUGGUUUUUAAGAGGAGGGGCGGGACUUCCAAAUGUGGAGGAGGAGGUGUGGUUUACCAAGCUACCAUUCCAAGCAGAAUAAGACUGCAGCGUUUACAAGAAAAGGCCCAAACAAUCCCUCGCACAGGGCUUCUUUCACAACACGUUCAUUGUAUGGAGAUACAAGCAGGGGCUGAUUCAUUUUAAUGUAGACUUUACACUGUAUGUGCUCACCACGAGCCCUUCUCAUGAAUGAAGAACACUACAAGACCUGCAUAUGAACCUAUACCUGGUACUUUUAUGCAUAUUAUGCCACACUGUAUUCUGUGUUGAAGAUGUUGAUUUCCUGUGCAAAUGCCUCAAGUUGCUGUACUUAAUAAAGGAUCUGAUUCUAUGUGACGAUA